Schistocerca piceifrons (Central American locust) is the source of this 1716-nucleotide messenger RNA. RefSeq lists its product as uncharacterized. Bases 1 to 1716 code for a protein of 571 amino acids. The transcript has a single exon. The record is from RefSeq and is a predicted model, not a curated record. NCBI's taxonomy places the organism in Eukaryota, Metazoa, Arthropoda, Insecta, Orthoptera, Acrididae.
AUGGGAAAAACGGAAAUAUGGGAAAAACGCAAAUAUGGGAAAGACGCAAAUAUGGGAAAGACGCAAAUAUGGGAAAGACGCAAAUAUGGGAAAGACGCAAAUAUGGGAAAGACGCAAAUAUGGGAAAGACGCAAAUAUGGGAAAGACGCAAAUAUGGGAAAGACGCAAAUAUGGGAAAGACGCAAAUAUGGGAAAGACGCAAAUAUGGGAAAAACGCAAAUAUGGGAAAAACGCAAAUAUGGGAAAAACGCAAAUAUGGGAAGAACGCAAACAUGGGAAGAACGCAAACAUGGGAAGAACGCAAACAUGGGAAGAACGCAAACAUGGGAAGAACGCAAACAUGGGAAGAACGCAAACAUGGGAAGAACGCAAACAUGGGAAGAACGCAAACAUGGGAAGAACGCAAACAUGGGACAAACGCAAACAUGGGAAAAACGCAAAUAUGGGUCAAACGCAAAUAUGGGACAAACGCAAAUAUGGGACAAACGCAAAUAUGGGACAAACGCAAAUAUGGGACAAACGCAAAUAUGGGACAAACGCAAAUAUGGGACAAACGCAAAUAUGGGAAAAACGCAAAUAUGGGAAAAACGCAAAUAUGGGACAAACGCAAAUAUGGGACAAACGCAAAUAUGGGAAAAACGCAAAUAUGGGAAAAACGCAAAUAUGGGAAAAACGCAAAUAUGGGAAAAACGCAAAUAUGGGAAAAACGCAAAUAUGGGAACAACGCAAAUAUGGGAACAACGCAAAUAUGGGAACAACGCAAAUAUGGGAACAACGCAAAUAUGGGAACAACGCAAAUAUUGGAACAACGCAAAUAUGGGAACAACGCAAAUAUGGGAACAACGCAAAUAUGGGAACAACGCAAAUAUGGGAACAACGCAAAUAUGGGAAAAACGCAAAUAUGGGAAAAACGCAAAUAUGGGAAAAACGCAAACAUGGGAAAAACGCAAACAUGGGAAAAACGCAAACAUGGGAAAAACGCAAACAUGGGAAAAACGCAAACAUGGGAAAAACGCAAACAUGGGAACAACGCAAACAUGGGAACAACGCAAAUAUGGGAAAAACGCAAACAUGGGAAAAACGCAAAUAUGGGAAAAACGCAAAUACGGGAAAAACGCAAAUAUGGGAAAAACGCAAAUACGGGAAAAACGCAAAUACUUGAAAAACGCAAAUACGGGAAAAACGCAAAUACGGGGAAAACGCAAAUACGGGGAAAACGCAAAUACGGGGAAAACGCAAAUACGGGAAAAACGCAAAUACGGGGAAAACGCAAAUACGGGGAAAACGCAAAUACGGGGAAAAACGCAAAUAUGGGGAAAACGCAAAUAUGGGGAAAACGCAAAUAUGGGGAAAACGCAAAUAUGGGGAAAACGCAAAUAUGGGAAAAACGCAAAUAUGGGAAAAACGCAAAUAUGGGAAAAACGCAAAUAUGGGAAAAACGCAAAUAUGGGAAAAUCGCAAAUAUGGGAAAAACGCAAAUAUGGGAAAAACGCAAAUAUGGGAAAAACGCAAAUAUGGGAAAAACGCAAACAUGGGAAAAACGCAAACAUGGGAAAAACGCAAACAUGGGAAAAACGCAAACAUGGGAAAAACGCUAACAUGGGAAAAACGCAAACAUGGGAAAAACGCAAACAUGGGAAAAACGCAAACAUCGGAAAAACGCAAACAUGGGAAAAAGGCAAAUGUAGUGAAAGAGAAAUUUGUGGCACAACUUGA